Molecule: messenger RNA, 1978 nt
Organism: Carassius carassius (crucian carp)
Lineage: Eukaryota; Metazoa; Chordata; Actinopteri; Cypriniformes; Cyprinidae
Gene: fgf17
Product: fibroblast growth factor 17
Exons: 5
Coding region: 975-1622 (215 amino acids)
Biological process (GO): cell differentiation; positive regulation of gene expression; positive regulation of protein phosphorylation
Cellular component (GO): cytoplasm
Molecular function (GO): type 2 fibroblast growth factor receptor binding; growth factor activity; type 1 fibroblast growth factor receptor binding
Source: RefSeq, a predicted model, not a curated record
ACUCUUCUAGGGUGGGAAAGUUCACACAAAUGUUCAUUUGAAGGGACCAAGUGGUGGCUCUGGUGUGGUCACACUCGCAAGACAGCACUAAUUGCUGUGAUGCAUCUUAACUAUGCGUUGGAAAGCAAGCAUCCUGUUGACGUUAUAUCGUUAGUGCUUGAUGUUGAUUCCGCAUGAGCUAACAAAAGCCCGCUGGAGUCCUGUGAUUAAAAGCCACCAUUGUUUUCUCAUUAGAGCUGCCAGGUUAGCAAAAGGUGUGAGCCAUGGCCCCUUCACGGGGAAAGACCAACACUGAGAUGAGCCCUAACAAAGCAAACAUCAGGCGGCACACCCCUUUCCAGGGUGUACCUCAAAGCUUUAAAUACAGAGGAUGAUCUGAAGACAUCAGCAUUCAUUCAGAAAGAUUAAUCAUCCAUCAGAUGGGACCAAAUUAGGAGGCCUUACAGCCUACUCCAGGAAUGCUGUAGAUAGUCACAUGGUCAUGCAUUUCAUUUGAAUGUUGUAGAAGUUGGAAACACCUCCACAUGUUCAUCUAGCAGAACACAGCUCAGGAGUCUCUGAAGAGGGGAAAAGGUGCAACACUCGUGGGAGGGAUCUUGACGUCUAUCACAGUGGCGCAGUGAGGGAUCCAGACGCACAGAGCGCCUUGCGCCUCUCCACAAGUGACAGUGCCAACACAACAUCAAGAGCACACUGGAGCCACUGCACCAUUAUUAUCAAAACUAUGAUUUAGACAGCGUCCUGCGUGUUUCAAACACAUAUGAUGGAACUCCAUAAUCUUCUGGACUACAUGUGGAUCGUUUUUUUCCUAAUCGGAUUUAUCCGCGUGUGUUUGCGGAGACGCGCAUCUGAAGAUCUAGCUGCACUCUUCACUGGUGUAUGGAUUUGACUCAGCUCAUUUAAUCGAGAGAUCACAGAGCUGGAUUACCAUUCAGGAGGACCCUGGAUACGACAUUAUACUCUGCGUUCCCACAAUGUAUGGAAUAAAUCAGCGCUGCUUGUACAUCUCUUUUCACUUCUUCGUGGUGUGGUGUCACGCGCAGGGGGAGAAGAAUCACCCUUCUCCUAAUUUUAAGCAGUAUGUGAGGGAACAGGGCUCGGUGACGGACCAGCUGAGCCGGCGGCAGGUUCGAGUCUAUCAGCUGUACAGCAGGACCAGCGGCAGACACGUGCAGAUCCAGGGCAGGAGAGUGAGCGCCACCGCCGAGGACGGGAACACUUUCGCCAGACUUUAUGUGGAGACGGACACCUUUGGAAGCCGUGUUCGGAUCAAAGGAGCAGAAAGUGGCAGAUACCUGUGCAUGAACCGCAGGGGGAAACUAGUGGGCAAGCCGAAUGGCAGAGGAAGGGACUGCAUCUUCACAGAGAUCGUCCUAGAGAACAACUACACUGCUUUCCAGAACGCCAAAUACGAGGGCUGGUACGUGGCCUUCAGCAGAAAGGGUCGGCCCAUCAAGGCCUCCAAAACCAGGGAGAACCAGCGGGAAGUUCACUUCAUCAAGCGCCUCCACAAAGGACCGCUCCCCUUCCCAAACUCAGACCAACUCAAACACUUUGAGUUCAUCAGCUUUCCUCCGAGCCGACGGGCCAAACGCAACAAAAAGGCCCACUCCGCUUCCUAACACCACGCCACACAAACCCAUCCCACUGUUAAUAAGAAGAAGAGGCAGCUUUAUUUUUAUAUAUUUUCGUACUUAAUGGACUUGAAAAAGCCAGCAACACUGAAUAGAUGCUCAUCAGGGAGACUUGUAAAUAUGGUAAGAUAGUAAAAGAGAAUGUAUAUAUUUAAUUAAGCUGGUAUUUCUAUGUGUGUUGUGUGAGCAUUUUAUAAAGACUUGAGACAAUAUGCUCAAAAUUAAACGUGAUAAAAAAAAAAGUUUGACUAUAAAUGUCAAAUGAAAUAUAAAUCAACAACAAGAUGUUUGACAUUACCUCAUGGGUCUGGGAUAGAAAUAAAUAAAUAUGAGUCUUCAAAUGA